Cantharellus anzutake is the source of this 2149-nucleotide messenger RNA. RefSeq lists its product as uncharacterized. The record is from RefSeq and is a predicted model, not a curated record. Bases 78 to 1952 code for a protein of 624 amino acids. The transcript has a single exon. Lineage: Eukaryota; Fungi; Basidiomycota; Agaricomycetes; Cantharellales; Hydnaceae.
AACAACUGAGUUCAGUUUCCUGUCCCAGAUAUUCUCCACCACAAGAUUAUUACCGUUCUGGAACAUCCAAUAGAACGAUGGAUAUUGUACCAACGGAUUCUUCAAUACACUCUGGGGGAUACAAUCGCUCUAGGGCUUCCUCUUUUUCUGAAAGACCGGAUGGUCGUACGGUUUCCAGACAGCCCAUGGACACUGACGUUUAUGGGCCUCCGCAUGCCUACGGUUGGUCACCUUCAGGCUCUCACACGCGACAGUAUUCCAUGGAGCCCCCAAGUGGUCACCAUCGAAGACUAUCGCCCCCCCCUGAGCCCAUGUAUGCUCGUUCAGAUUAUUCGGGGCUGCCCAGAACUAUGCAUCCAGCUAUCCCAAGCCCUGUAUCCCCCGUGCUAUCGAGUGAUUUGCAUAAGCGCAAUAGAGCAUCCUCGGGAGCUUCGACGUCGCGGAACUCCUCUCGGUCAAAUUCCUUGAGCUUUUUCGAUGGCCCUCGCCAGAGACCAGUGGAACCAGUGUCAAUGGUCCCACCUUCUCCUGUUAUAUCUCCAGAUUACGUAUCACCACGAGGAGACAUUGAUCAGCGAAUGAAUCCUCCCGAUUCGGCACGUUCAUGGCCACUGCCACCCAAAGCUCGAAGCGAUUCCAGAUCCUUUUCCCAGUCUGGAAAUCGUCCACCAUUUCCCAGCCCCCCAACCCCUCGUGCAGGUUCAUACGAAAAACCAGAAGGUGUUCCGUCCACAGGAUUUGUUGAGCCUUCCAACAGCAAUCUCGGUGGAUCCCGCAGCCGCGCUGGCUCAAUACCGUCGUACGAUUCAGGUGGACUGGGCAGAAAUAUCCCUCAAGCAAUGUCGCUGGUCGGCGGCUCGAAAGCACCAGAAGUCAAUCAAAUGUCAAUUAAGCCGUCACCAGGGAGUACUGUCGUCAAGCUCGAAGACGUUCCAAUGAGUAUAUCAUCUCGUGAGACCUCAACGGCAGUUCAUGGUAUUCAGAACCGUCAUAAGUCGGCGUCGCUGUCGUCAAUGGAACGGAGCGACAGUAGUCCGCCUGCCGAGAAAUCGUCGCCUCAUUCUUCUCAGGCCUACGCUAUUCCCCUCAGGAUUAGCAUGACUGAAGCCAAGAAACGGUCUGCACCAGGUGACAAAGCAAUAACUUCAUUACCUGCUCCUUUACCUACAAUUAACCGAGACUGGCCAUCAGAAAUGCCCAGGCUAUUCCCAUCAGAUCUAAAAAGCCCUCCGAAGCCGGUUGCCUCGACAGCAUCUGCAAAGUCCACUCCAAAUUUGGGCUCGAAGCGGGCCGAGACCCCACAGACGCCUCUACACAGCUCGGUUACAAAAGUAAACUCUUCGGAUGAUGGUACUCCGAUGUCGAUUACACCUUCAGCAACUCUCUCAGAUAAUGUACGGCGGAUAGUGCAAACCGAUGGCGGAGGAGCUGAACACGCAGAGUCGAUCUUGGCGUGGAAUCAACAGAUACCUCAGCCGCGCGAGAUUGGAGGGAGGUCGUCAGAUACCCAAGGUCACUAUGAUUCACGCCCUUUAAUGAGCGUUUGUUCACAUCUGAUUGUUUUUUUCCCAGCCCCAGUUAGUGAGCAUGAUAUGCAACUAGAUGUGGCACCCCCUUUUUGUUCGGAAGUCGUCGCAGUUGAGCUCUUCCGUGGGGGAGCUAUUCCCGAGUCACAAGAUGACGACGUAGAUCAGAUUCUAUCUCAGAACCGCAGAUUACGCAAUAGUCCCGAGCCUGGGCGCCUCCCGGCUCCUAAGUCCGCUGCACCAACAAUUCGUAAGAUUCCGUGCAGCACUCAACAUACAGUUGCUAAAAUGUCUCGCAAUAGCAAAACAACCAAAACAACAGAAACAAGAAACUCCUACCCCAGCGCCACAGCAAGACCCUCAGACCGUGAACGUUGCGGCUCUCUUUCAUCAAUAUGCAAUAGAUCUUUUCAGAAGCUGCUUUGAAAAUCCACCCCCGCUACAGGAAAACCCCGUUGAUCGUCAACCCCAGCCUCAACCCCAGCCUCAGCCUCAGCCUCAGCCCCAGUCUCAGCCUCGGCCCCAGCCCCAGCCCCAGCCCCAGCCCCAGCCUCAGCCUCAGUCUCAGUCUCAGCCUCAGCCUCAGCCUCGGCCCCAGUCUCAGCCUCGGCUCCAGCCCCAGC